This is a messenger RNA of Drosophila willistoni, 1484 nucleotides long. RefSeq lists its product as uncharacterized. NCBI's taxonomy places the organism in Eukaryota, Metazoa, Arthropoda, Insecta, Diptera, Drosophilidae. The transcript is spliced from 2 exons. The coding region runs from base 119 to 1390 and encodes 423 amino acids. The record is from RefSeq and is a predicted model, not a curated record.
UAUCUGCCAUAUUUCAUUGACAACAUAAUUGAAUAAAAGUAAAUUCGUUAUUAACUUUCGACAAGAAACAAAUUUUUAUUGAACAAAAAAAAAAUUAAAAAAAAAAAAAUAAACAAAAAUGCCGAAAAAGGUCAUCACAAGACGUCAGCGUAAGGCCGCGGAGGCGAAACGACAGGCUGAUGAAGAUGCUCGUCUUGUCGUGCCGGGAGAUAAGGCAUCUCCAGUAGCUGCCGAUCGAGCUGCAGGUCCCACCUCAUUGCCUCCUGUGGGAGGGCCACGAGGUCAAAAAAGGAAGGCUAACAAUAACAUAGAAACGUUGAUGACGGCCAAGAAGUCGACUCGGGAUUCGAAUGUUGUGGAACCAUCAUCAUCACCAGCAUCGCCAAUGGUCCGUACAUCCAAUAGAUCACCCUGUUACGAGACAGGUAAACCAAUACCGAUGCCCCAAUUACCCCCAAUCAGUGAGGCGCUAACGGAAAUGGAUACACAACGAUCGUCGGAGCACACAAACAGAUUGGCCGCAAUGCUUCCAUUUGGCACUAGACUGUGUAGACGUAUUGCCCGCCGAUUCAGGUCUGUAUCUCUAUCAGGAUUAUCUAAUAAGGAAAACCCGCCUCAGCAGUCACUGGAGGAACCCCAACCAACCCUCAAGCAGCUCAACGCCCUCCAUAAAAUGUUAAUGCAAAAGAGAAAAAGACCAUGGCAGGAUGAUUUCUACAGCAAUCUAAAAUAUCCCGGCCGGAAUCGCUCAGAGGCGGUGGAGUGUGGUGAAGUCGAAAAGCAAACUAACGAACUCAUGCAAAAGUAUUUGCAGCGAUUUUACGAUGGAUGUGACGACUACUCCGAGGCCAACCAGAUUAAAAAGCCAACGCCAAAAGCUGCAAAUCCAAGCAAACAAAAUUGUGAAAAACAAACUGGCACGACCCAUCCUCGUCAUCCGAUGCCCGUCGUUUCCAGGUCCGCAAUGGAGCAGCGUCCUCCACUCAAAAUUAUUGGAAACACGGGCUACUUUAUUUUGACCGGAACCGAUUCGCAAUUGGCGCAGCAGCUCAACGAUUUGACCACUGAACACGAGUCCCUAGGACAAUGCCUGCUCCUCCUUGGGGGCAUGUCUGACCAUGUGGAGGACCAAUUGUACACAUUGGAGGAAAAUCGUGAUCAGAUAUUUAAGCAGAUGGAUGACAAAUACGCCAUGUUGGAACCAAAACGAGAGCGCCGCCAAAGGAGACCAAAAAAACACAACAAGGUUGGCAAGGCUGCCGCUGCUGCUGCUGCUUGUGCUGCUGGUAACACGAAUUGCAGUCGAAAAGGGAGCCAGAAAAAACAGCGUGGCACGGGCAUGGGCACGAUGGUGGCACCAGCCGCUGAACGAAGAGCAGCAACGUGCUGAUUUUUAUUUUUUUUUGUUAUCAAAACAUUACAUAUAACUGUACUUUACCUAAAUGCGAAUAUUGUGAUGCAGAAUAAAAAAAUUCAAACUAAAA